Messenger RNA from Syngnathus acus (greater pipefish), 1647 nucleotides. It is a transcript of the gene hs3st1l1, whose product is annotated as heparan sulfate (glucosamine) 3-O-sulfotransferase 1-like1. Lineage: Eukaryota; Metazoa; Chordata; Actinopteri; Syngnathiformes; Syngnathidae. Bases 441 to 1352 code for a protein of 303 amino acids. The transcript has 3 exons. Gene Ontology annotation, molecular function: [heparan sulfate]-glucosamine 3-sulfotransferase activity. The record is from RefSeq and is a predicted model, not a curated record.
UCAGUGCUCGUCAGAAGGAGAAGCGGUAGCAGCCGACUCCUCUUUCCAACUGCGUUUUCUACCAAUCAGAGAAGCGACAGGAGAAAAGGACGUUUUAAUUUGCGUAGCGUGUACGUGGAGCGAUGGUAGGCAAAAGUGCGCUCCAUGCUGUGCCAUGAUCUCCAUCUUUCCCUUGCCUCCUCCUCCUCCUCCUCCUCCUCCUCCUCCUCAUCAUCUGUCGCUCCCGAAAGCAAAAAACGCCGAGACGCGCUGACAUCCUCACCGAGAUGUGCUGUGGAUCGCCUACAAUUUCUUCUCCCGCUGUUCAAAAUCCAUGGCUGAUAAAACCUGCACUUUCCACUGCUCUUGUUAGCACCGAGCCCAGAGAGACAGAUCUGCUUUACAGCUAAAUCACAACUUUGUGUUCUCCACCAUUAUUUUCCACUCUCCUGCCAAUCACCAUGGCUUGCCUCCUGGCAUCCGCCUUCCUUUUGGUUCUCCAAACGUUUGCUGCCCCACCUCAGGCGGCUUUUAGUUUGAACAGAAGAGACCUUACCGACAACGACCAAGACGUGGCCUCGUCUCCUCCGCCGGGGACUAGCAAAAGAGCCCCGCAGAGCAUUAUAAUCGGGGUACGCAAAGGAGGUACGAGAGCCCUGCUGGAAAUGCUCGACAUCCAUCCCGAGGUGGCCGCCGCCGCGACCGAGGUGCAUUUCUUCGACUGGGACGAGAACUACGCCAAAGGCGUAGAGUGGUACCGUGAGCUGAUGCCCUACUCGUACCCGCACCAGAUAACCAUGGAGAAGACCCCGGGAUACUUCACGUCCACUCUUGCGCCCCAACGCAUCUGCACGAUGAACUCAUCCAUGAAGCUGCUCCUGAUCCUCCGCGACCCGGCCGAGCGGGUGGUCUCGGACUACACCCAGGUGUACUUCAACCGUCUGGAGAACCACAAACCGGUGCAGGCCAUCGAGAACCUUCUGGUACGAAACGGGGCCCUGAAUACCCGCUACAAGGCCAUUCAGAGGAGCCUGUACGAUAUUCACAUGCGCAAUUGGCUGCAUCAUUUCCCUCUGGAACAGAUUCAUAUCGUGGAUGGGGAUUUGCUUAUUCACGACCCCUUGCCAGAGCUUCAAAAAGUGGAGCGCUUCCUCAACUUGCCUCCCAGGAUAGUCGCCUCCAACUUCUACUUCAAUCAGACGAAGGGAUUUUACUGUAUUCGAAGCGACGGUCGAGAGCGAUGUCUGCACGAGUCCAAGGGCCGCCCGCACCCUGUGGUCAACAGUACUGUUCUCCAACAACUUCGUUCUUACCUGCAGGAGCACAACAGAACCUUCUUUCGGCUGGUGAAGCGCACCUUCAAUUGGCAAUAAUAAAGCACCGUGGCAUAAGUAGUACUCAAAGGAGGCAGGCAAGCAGGCAGGCAGGCAGAAGGUCCAAAUGAGGCCUCAAGCACUUUACAGAACUGACAUUGAAAGCCUCUCCUCCAUUUCUAGAUUUGUCUUCUCUAGUUUCUGCUGACUGGUUAUUAAUUGCUUUUACACAAUAAGGCAAAAUGGAAAAACAUCUGCCAGCACACACCCACACUAAGUGAUCAAAUGAACUAUCCCACUUCUCUGUCUUGUUUGAUAUCUUGAUAAUAAAUUGUUCUUUGAAAUGUUUCCGGCA